AUGAAGUACAAUUUCACUGGCAAGUCCGUUCUGGUCACCGGGUCGUCGUCGGGCAUCGGCGAGGCGAUUGCCAAGCGUUUCGCCGAGUACGGCGCCAAUGUCACCGUCACGGGGCGUAAUGCCGACAAUGUGGCUCGAGUGGCCGCCGCCUGCUACCAAAUAUCGCCCUACAAAAUUAGACCUCAAGAAGUGAUCGCCGACCUGACCAUCGAAGCGGACGCCAAGCGUUUGGUGAAGGACUGCGUCGACCGCUUCGGCCGCCUCGAUGUGCUGGUGAACAAUGCCGGUUUUGCGCUGAUCACCUCCGUUCUCGAUCCGCAGUCGCUGACCAACUUUGACAAGGUCAGCAGUCUGGACGUUCGCUCCGUCGUCAACGUCACCUUGAUGGCGACGCCCCAUCUGAUCGAGUCCAAGGGCAACAUUGUCAACAUUUCCUCGAUUUGUGGGCUAAAACCGCUCGCUGGCUUCUACGCGUACUGCAUGGCAAAGGCAUCAGUUGACAUGUUCACCAAGUGCAUUGCACUGGAGUUGGGGCCAAGCGGCGUUCGUGUGAACUCAAUCAACUCCGGUGGCGUCAAGUCGAACUUCUUCAACGCCAUUGGCAUGACCAAGGAGCAGGUGGCGGCGCAGGAGGAAAUGCUGCGCAGCUCCUCGCCGAUCAACCUGCUCGGUGAGCCGACGGACAUUGCCGACAUGGUCAUCUUUGUGUGUUCCAAUGACGCCAAGUACAUCACCGGCAGCAAUCUGGUGGUCGAUGGAGGCACUCUGCACAGCGCACUCGCUGUCGCUAAAUAA
Molecule: messenger RNA, 795 nt
Organism: Rhagoletis zephyria (snowberry fruit fly)
Lineage: Eukaryota; Metazoa; Arthropoda; Insecta; Diptera; Tephritidae
Source: RefSeq, a predicted model, not a curated record